ACCUGGCGGGUCUGGCAGCGCCCUCUCCACCCCCUCCCCCCGCAGCAUGCUCUCCCCCUCGUCCCGCCCUUCCCCCCGCCCCUCCCCCCAUGGCGGAUUGACCUCUCCUUCCCCCCGCGGCCUAUCGUCCCCCUCCCCUCGCUCCGUCCACUCUCCGUCUCCACGAGCCUAUGGGAGAACAGGACUCGCUCUGCCGUCUCCUCACGCUCAUCCCCCAUCGGGUCCUUCUCCCCACCCAUCCUCCUCGGGUAAUCCACCCCACCCAUCCGCCUCCGCACGGCCUCCCCGGUCCCGAAGCAGCAGCCCGUGUCCACGUCUGCCCAACAGCCCACUCCAUCCCCGCGGGAGUGCUGCUGCUGCUGCUGCUGCUGCUGCCUCCCAUCCGCCUGCUGCUCCGUCCUUUGACCCGGUUGACCCAGCUGAGCCAGUUAGCUCAAUUAAUCCAGACUCCAAGAAAGGUGCCAGCUCCAUCCUCGCAAAUUGUCAGCCUCAGCUUCAGCAGCAGCAGCAGCAGCAGCAGCAGCAGUGGGAGGAGCAGGUGGCAGAAGAAUUGCAGGAUGGGAGAGGAGGGCAGCAGCAGCAGCAGCAGCAGAUGCCCCAGGUGCCACGGGUGCCACAGAUGCCGCAGAGAAUAGUGCAGCAGAUCUUACCAUCCGCUGCGGACCUAGAACCAGUCAUGCCCGCAUACUCCAGCCAAUCACUGUGGGGCUUUGUAGCAGAGAUCGACGGCCCAGAUGCGUUCGCUGGAGGCGUGGGCACAGAGGAGGAUGACGCUGCUAGUGGCGGGGGCUUCCAGGAAUCCCUGUCAAUGACUGCUGGUCAAGGGCAGACUGCAGCAUCCCUUGAAAUGCAUGAUAUCGAGCAACUCCUUAUGGGGGAUGAAUGUGCUGCUGACAUGUCGGGCUGUGAUUGGCCCAGUAGUGUUGGAAACCCUGGGCUAGGGGGAACUGGCCCUGGAGGGAUCACAGAAGGUGGAGGGGUUGGAGGAAUACAGGGUCACGGAGCAGUAACAGAAGCUGCUGUAGGAGUAACUGAUGGAGCAGUAGCAACGCCUCUGGGUGAAACAUCUACGGCUGGGGAUGUGGCAGAUGUGAGUGCAGUGGGGCAUCUACUCUUUGAUGACUCGUCAGCUAUGCAGCAGCUGAGCGCUGAUUGGCUGACUGAUUUCCAGAGGAGCAAUUACGCUGUGUUUACCCCUGACACUGGGGCUGCCCUGGUGCCUGGGGCAACGGCUGCAGCACAGCAAGCACUUGGGGCGGCCAAGGGCAGGCAACCCAGUCAGGAUGGGUCUAGAGCUGUAGGAGAAUACCACUGGGGACAGGGCUACGUGCCUUGA
Messenger RNA from Closterium sp. Naga37s-1, 1336 nucleotides. NCBI's taxonomy places the organism in Eukaryota, Viridiplantae, Streptophyta, Zygnematophyceae, Desmidiales, Closteriaceae. The record is from the annotation of a GenBank genome assembly.